AUGACCACUCUUCGGGUACUGCUGCACGUUGCUGCUCACCGUGACUACGAGCUGCACUCUCUCGACUACAGCACUGCUUUCUUGCAGGGCAGCCUGCACGAGGAGAUCUGGCUGCGUCGCCCACCUGGCUUCACUGGGUCUUUCCCUCCUGGUACCCAGUGGAGUCUCCGGCGUCGAACCCGUCGCUGUUUUCUGCGCACCGACACCUCUCUGCCGCCGUUCUACAUCCUCGUGUACGUCAACGACUUGGUCUUUGCCACAGCUGACACUGCUGGACUCGCCUACGUGAAGUCCGAGCUGCAGAAGAGACACACGUGCACUGACCUGGGUGAACUGCGCAGCUACCUUGGCUUGCAGAUCACCCGGGACAGAGCACACCGCACCAUUACCCUGACUCAGUCACACAUGGUGCAGCAGGUCCUUCAGCGCUUCGGCUUCACGUACUCCUCGCCUCAGGCCACUCCUCUGCCUACUCGCCACUCGCUCUCAGCUCUGCCUUCGGAUGAGUCCGUAGAGUCGAGUGGCCCGUAUGCAGAGCUUGUUGGCUGCCUCAUGUACCUGAUGACCUGCACACGACCUGACCUUGCAUACCCUCUGAGCAUUCUUGCACGCUAUGUUGCUCCUGGGAGACACCGACCAGAGCACAUGGCUGCAGCGAAGAGGGUGUUGCGCUACUUGUGCAGUACGUCGGGCAUGGGGCUAGUGCUUGGAGGGCGCAGUCCAGUGGUCCUCACUGGGCACGCAGACGCUUCUUGGGCUGACGACCAGGCUACGCAGCGGUCGUCACAGGGUUACACCUUCAGUCUUGGUUCCGGCUCUGUUUCGUGGCGGGCUACCCGCUCGUCUUCUGUUCUCGGCUCCAGUUGUGAGGAUGAGAUCUACGCCAGGGCCAUGGCUGCACAGGAGUUACGCUGGCUCACCUACCUGCUGACCGACCUUGGAGAGCCGCCUCGUUCUCCUCCAGUCCUGUACGUAGACAACAAGGCCAUGCUGGCCUUGUGUCGAGAGCAGCGACUGGAGCACAGGACAAAGCACAUUGCUCUCCGCUACUUUCUUGCUCGUGAGCUACAGCAGCGUGGACAGCUGCGACUUGCGUACGUGGCCUCUGAGGCCAACACUGUUGAUGUCUUCACCAAGGCACUUGCGCCCUUGUGA
Closterium sp. NIES-65 is the source of this 1155-nucleotide messenger RNA. The record is from the annotation of a GenBank genome assembly. Lineage: Eukaryota; Viridiplantae; Streptophyta; Zygnematophyceae; Desmidiales; Closteriaceae.